Messenger RNA from Mauremys reevesii (Reeves's turtle), 1748 nucleotides. RefSeq names its product BRCA1/BRCA2-containing complex subunit 3 (gene BRCC3). Gene Ontology annotation, biological process: double-strand break repair. Gene Ontology annotation, molecular function: polyubiquitin modification-dependent protein binding; metallopeptidase activity; cysteine-type deubiquitinase activity. Bases 20 to 805 code for a protein of 261 amino acids. The record is from RefSeq and is a predicted model, not a curated record. Gene Ontology annotation, cellular component: BRCA1-A complex; BRISC complex. NCBI's taxonomy places the organism in Eukaryota, Metazoa, Chordata, Testudines, Geoemydidae. The transcript is spliced from 8 exons.
GUGUGGUGGCGGUGCCAAGAUGGCGGUGCAGGCUGUGCACCUGGAGGCGGAUGCCUUCCUGGUCUGCCUCAACCACGCGCUGAGCACCGAGAAGGAGGAGGUCAUGGGGCUGUGCAUCGGGGAGGUCGACACCAGCAGAAUUGUUCAUAUUCAUUCUGUGAUUAUCCUGCGCCGUUCAGAUAAGAGGAAGGAUCGAGUGGAGAUUUCUCCGGAGCAGCUUUCAGCUGCUUCUACUGAAGCAGAGAGAUUGGCUGAGAUUACAGGACGUCCCAUGAGGGUUGUGGGCUGGUAUCAUUCUCAUCCACACAUAACUGUCUGGCCGUCUCAUGUGGAUGUGCGCACUCAAGCCAUGUAUCAGAUGAUGGACCAGGGCUUUGUGGGGCUCAUCUUCUCCUGUUUCAUUGAGGACAAAAACACAAAGACAGGCCGGAUACUCUACACCUGUUUCCAGUCAAUUCAGGCUCAGAAGAGCUCAGAGUAUGAGAGGAUUGAAAUUCCUAUUCAUGUUGUUCCCCAUGACACCAUUGGCAAAGUGUGCCUGGAAUCGGCGGUGGAGCUGCCCAAGAUCUUGUGCCAGGAGGAGCAAGAUGCAUACAGGAGAAUUCACAGCCUCACCCAUCUAGACUCUGUAACCAAGAUUCACAAUGGCUCAGUGUUCACCAAGAAUCUCUGCAGCCAAAUGUCUGCUAUCAGUGGUCCCCUCCUGCAGUGGCUGGAGGACAGACUGGAGCAGAACAAACAGCGGGUGCAGGAACUGCAGCGGGAGAAAGAGGAGCUCAUGGAAGAACUAGCUGCCCUGGAGUGAAGAGGAAACCCCAGACACUUUUCUUUUCUUUUUUUUUAAGUCAGUAGGAUUGGACAGGAGUGACAUGUGGCUGAUGUGUGAUCUGUCUUGCCUUUCUGUGAAGAUGCUACUUGUUCCUCUCAUCUCGCUUCAUGUGACAGCUCUAAGAACGCUUCCACAAGAUGACCAAGGGCUCACAUCUGUCUCCAGCUAGAUGGGAAAGCCUUGUGCUGCCUAUGUGAAAAGUCCACUUGGAGUGCACAAAGGAGCAAUCCAGCAGCACCCUAACUAGGGUAAUUCAGCAGCACGCUCUUGGGAAGAGACCAUAGCUCUAGGAGGGGGAUACCUAGUGAAUUUAUUUGGUUCCCCUCUCCCCUGUUGUUCAACACAAAUCUUUUUCCCUUUUAUAUAUAUUGCUGGGAGCCUGGAACCAGAGUAUCAUGGGUGGGGUAAUAGCUGCACUUCUACAGUGAUCAUCACAUCUCUGUUGUAGCAAAUAAAUCAAGCAACUCGCUAGUCAUGGUCAGAGAAGGGGGUAGGGUGGGGCCGUUAUGCCCUUGACACUGCCAAUUUUGCCUCCUUUUGGUAGCUCCAGUUGACAGGUAGUGGCUUGAUGUCUACUAACUUUCUGGAUUACUGAUUGCCUACUCUUGCACAUGUGCUAGGGGUGGGGUAGAUGCGGCCAAGAUGAAGGGGGCUUAAGGUUUAUGCCUUCUGUAUUUCAAACCAAAUAAAGAAAUCCAAAGUGAGGGAAGUCUGACCGUGGAAAUGAGUUGGAUGCUGCACCAAACACCAUGUGAGUACUGCAGUUUGAGUGUUCGGUUUCCUUCAGCGUCUCUCACUGAGCUGCUACCCACUGUUGAACUGAACUGGACUGGAUGGGUGACAUUGUUUUACAGAGAGGAGUAUGUGAGGGGAGAAUAGCUGUGACAGAUAAUGAAAACUUUUCCUUCCUGUGUCCUGA